This is a messenger RNA of Protomyces lactucae-debilis, 177 nucleotides long. RefSeq lists its product as uncharacterized. The transcript is spliced from 2 exons. The record is from RefSeq and is a predicted model, not a curated record. The coding region runs from base 1 to 177 and encodes 58 amino acids. Lineage: Eukaryota; Fungi; Ascomycota; Taphrinomycetes; Taphrinales; Protomycetaceae.
AUGCGCGUCACUCAGUCCAGGCUCGCAGACUAUGCACAGCGCACAGUAUCAGGCGCCUUGUUUGGCCUCACUGUCUAUGGCGCCGUCGGUAUGGUGGUCCUCUUUCAAAAUCGGCAAAAGCGCAUCAAGGAGAUUGAAGCAGACAUGCGCGCACGAGGAAGCGAUAGCGGGACAUGA